AUGAGUAUCUUGCUUACUACAAUUUGUUUGAUCGCUGCUACAUCAAUGACGCAUGGCUGCGUGCGAACUGGAACUUCUUGCAUAUGCACACUAACUAGCGCUGUUACAACCAGGGAGAGGCCAAUGCCCCGUAUUAUUGACGAUGGGCUUACUGGAACCACACAACUACGAUGUAGACGCGGCUGCUUUUUGCUCACAGCCUUGUGA
Molecule: messenger RNA, 207 nt
Organism: Dicrocoelium dendriticum
Lineage: Eukaryota; Metazoa; Platyhelminthes; Trematoda; Plagiorchiida; Dicrocoeliidae
Source: the annotation of a GenBank genome assembly